UCUUCACACCACCCGCCAUCAAACCUCUAUCCUACUACUUUACAAGCAAAACCACAACUUACCUAGCACGCAACCUCGAAGACAAAUGAAGGCGGCAUUAUCAACAAACGCAAUGCUACUACUCUUGGUUCUAGUAGUACUCUCCCCCAUCACUCCCCCAUCCGCCUUGGCGGCCCGAUCACUGGCCGAAACCCUGCCCACACCGUGGCAGACCUCGACCAGAUCGCUCGCAGAGACCCUAGCCACCUCGUUGCAGACCCCACUCCCCGUCCUGGACGUGGACGGGAAAGUGGUCCGUUCGGGAAGCAACUACUACAUCCUGCCCGCGGUCAGCGGUGAGGGCGGCGGUCUGGCUCUGGCCAGCCAGACCAGCGACCCGGAGGACUGCCCGCUGACCGUGGUCCAGGACGAGGACGAGAUCUCGCAGGGGCUUCCGCUCACUUUCGGGCCCGUCAACACCAAGACGGGCUACACGGUCCGCACUUUCACGGACCUGAACGUCCGGUUCGUGGCGGACACUCAGUGCGACGAGGGCACGGUGUGGAAGGUGAGCGACUACGACGACGACCUGGAGCAGUGGUUCGUCGGGACAGGAGGGGUCGAAGGGAACCCCGGCCCGAGGACGGUUCAGAACUGGUUCAAGAUCUGGAAGUACGGCUCCAACUACAAGCUCGUGUACUGUCCCGCGGUGUGCAAGUCGUGCAAGGUGGAUUGCAAGGAUGUCGGGAUCUAUGUGGAUGAGAAUGGCGGGAGGAGGUUGGCUCUUGUUGAAAAAGAUGGAGAUCCUUUUGUGAUCAAGUUUGUCAAGGCUGAUUGAAGAGAAACUUCGAUUAUAUAUGUUCCUAACUGAAUGAGCUAGUAUAGCUCGUUGAUUUUGUGAACAUUUCCUUAUAGUAUUGCGAGUUAGUUAUAUAUGUAUUGAAUUUAUAUGUGGUUUGGAAGAUUGGAAUAAGAGCUCUAGCUAUCCAUGCUCAAUUUGGAGGCCAGGGCCAUGCAUGCAUGGCUAGUACUUCCAUUGAUUUCUUUUGUCAUAGAAAGUUAAAUCAAAAUUAAAUAAUGAC
This is a messenger RNA of Linum trigynum, 1061 nucleotides long. The record is from the annotation of a GenBank genome assembly. NCBI's taxonomy places the organism in Eukaryota, Viridiplantae, Streptophyta, Magnoliopsida, Malpighiales, Linaceae.